UGUGUUGAUAGGCCGUUUUGUUUGAUUGACAUUUCGAAGGGACGACCAUAUAUGGUCUAUCUAUAGAUAGUUGAUUUUGACUUGCUCAUAAUUAUGGCAAAACACGACACAUUUUGUUGGUAUUGUUCGAAGGCGAAUGGCAGUAUCUCGUUGUGUUCAAAGUGUGUACGAUCGUUCCAUUGGAAAUGCUUGAAAAAUGGAUAUGGAAAAUCAGGCCGUGCCGGCGGUGAAAAUUGGCUAUGUCCAAUUUGUGUUAAAAUACAAACAUCGAAAUAUACCGACGAGCAAAAGAAGCUGGACGCAUUGCCAAUUCUUAUCAAUCGGGUGAUGAAGGAAAAAGAGUUCGAGUCAUUUAAAGAUGCAAAGAACUAUCUGAAGUCAAGUGUUGUCGAGCCAAUGGAUUUGACCAGAAUAAAGGAAAGAAUUCAUACUUACAGUAGCUUCGCUGAAUUUACCACUGAUCUAGAGUGGAUCAGUCACAAUUCUUUGACACAAUGUCAGGAAUUUGAUGAACAAAUUGAAACGGCCGAUGCCCUUGUCGACUAUAUCGAAGAAGAGAUCGAAAGUUUAAAGAAGUGUACCGACUGUUACCGUCAUGCAAACGAAAGUCCGGACGAGUGGUUCACAAUGAUUUGUAGCAUGCCGCACAUUGUACUUUGGGCAAAGGUCGAGGGGUUCAAUUACUGGCCCGUAAAAUUUAUGACGGUCAAUGAGAGCGGAGUUAACGUCCGAUUUUUCGGUGAUCACACUCAUCAAGAUGUGGCAAUAUCCAAAUGCUAUUUAUACUCGAAAGAUAACCCGGGAAAACCACCGCAGAAUCUUUCGACGAAGAAGAACCAGCUGUAUAAAAAGGCUUUGGAAGAAUGCAAUCAGUAUAUUGAAAAUCUUCGACAAAAAUUUGGCGCAUAUCGUCUAGCGACAGAGAAAACCCCAUGCGAUCCUUUGUCUUUUAAACGCUACAUGACGGAGGCAAUGCCGGGCUUUAAAAUUUCACUUGAAUUACUACCACCAAUUGAUUUAUCACAACAAAAUGAUGACGGUUCAAUUAAUGAGGUCACUUUCAUUCUGAAUGGCGAUCAAAUCGAUGAUUCCAUUCGAAAUGAUGUAGAUUCGAACAAUCAAGUCGACUUAGACCUGAUUGAGCCAGCAAAGUUAAGCAUGGACGAUGAUAUGAUGGUUGAUUUGUCAGCGUCUGAUGACAAUAGGCCCAAAAAGGCUCGAUACUCGGUAGAAAAAUCGGAAGACCCCGAAAUGUUGAACCUUUCCAAGGUGAAAAGUUGCAUGACCCAAUCAGCACGUGCAUCCGAAUAUCUAAUCACUGCUUAUGCACAAUUACAAGAAAAAUUAAAAGAUAUGCAAGCCAAACACGAUGCUGAAAUCAACGUUCUAAACAAUGAUAAUAAAGAGUUGAUGAGCAAAAUUGCAACACUUAGCGAUGGGAAUCAGAAACAUACGUCCAAAAUUGCGGAAUUGGAAAAGACCGUCGAAAGAUACGAUGAAGGAAAGGCGAAUGCUAUUGAUGAGGUCAAAAAACAGUGCAAGGAUGAAUACACACAACUUCUUGAACAGGCCAAAAAAAUGAAGUUCUGCGGCGGCUGCGGUGCUGGAAAACUACAGGACCAAAUCUACAUUUGCAAUUCGGCAUGCAAUAAACGGUAUUGUGAAAAGUUCAAGCGGUAAACUUGAAUUGGCUGCUCAUAAACAUAGCUCGAAUAAUGGCGGCAGUUAUCAACAAAUUGAACCAUAAAUAAUAAACUUUAGAAUUUAAGAAAAAUAUUCCGAAAAUUACGUAAUUUUAAGAUUUUAUUUAGAACAAAAAUAUUGUACUCACAACAUUUAUCGGACAUUGUAGUGUGCCAACAACCUAGUUGCUGCCAUUGAUAUUUGCUAUUUGGUUGAUUUUGCAAUCAGCGGUGAAUGAGUCUGAAUUGUUCUCUUAAGGGACUAAUUGUUCUCUCACUAUUCAUCUUCAAAGUUCUUUUUCAUUGUCAUACAAAAUCAAUGGGGAGACUUUACCACAUACUCGUUCACCGUCUGAUGGAAAAUAGCAAUUACACAGUAAGAAAAUAUCAGCCAACGCUAUACGUAAAACCGACUGGUACGUGCGCUCAUACGUUUUUACAUCUUUUACAUCUA
Molecule: messenger RNA, 2136 nt
Organism: Contarinia nasturtii (swede midge)
Lineage: Eukaryota; Metazoa; Arthropoda; Insecta; Diptera; Cecidomyiidae
Product: protein kinase C-binding protein 1-like
Exons: 8
Coding region: 94-1680 (528 amino acids)
Molecular function (GO): protein binding
Source: RefSeq, a predicted model, not a curated record